UUCCCUCGCUGUUAACCCCGUGGUCCCGGAAGGAGGAGGUCCUUUCCAUUGCAGACGCAGCCAUGGCUCGCGGACCUAAGAAGCAUCUGAAGCGUGUUGCAGCUCCCAAGCACUGGAUGCUGGAUAAGCUGACGGGCGUCUUUGCUCCACGUCCAUCCACAGGUCCCCACAAGCUAAGAGAGUGCCUUCCCUUGAUCAUCUUCUUGAGGAACCGGCUAAAGUAUGCCCUUACCGGUGACGAAGUGAAGAAGAUCUGCAUGCAGCGCUUCAUCAAGAUUGAUGGCAAAGUCCGCACUGACAUCACAUACCCAGCUGGUUUCAUGGAUGUCAUCAGCAUCGAUAAGACUGGUGAGCACUUCCGUCUGGUAUAUGACACCAAGGGUCGUUUUGCGGUGCAUAGGAUCACAGCAGAAGAGGCCAAGUACAAGCUGUGCAAGGUGCGAAAGACCUGGGUGGGUACUAAAGGAAUUCCCCACCUGGUAACCCAUGAUGCUCGCACCAUUAGAUACCCUGACCCCCUUAUCAAGGUCAAUGACACAGUCCAGAUUGAUCUAGAAACUGGCAAAAUCACAGACUUCAUAAAGUUUGACACUGGUAACCUCUGCAUGGUGACUGGAGGUGCCAAUUUGGGUCGUAUUGGUGUCAUCACCAACAGAGAGAGACACCCUGGGUCAUUUGAUGUUGUACACGUGAAGGAUGCUAAUGGCAACAGUUUUGCCACCAGAUUGUCCAACAUUUUUGUCAUUGGCAAAGGUAACAAGCCUUGGAUCUCUUUGCCCCGUGGAAAGGGUAUCCGUCUGACCAUUGCCGAGGAGAGGGACAAGAGACUUGCAGCCAAGCAGAGCAGCGGCUGAACAAAAAACACCCUUUUCUUGAACUAAAUAAACAUCUUUAACAAUAA
Messenger RNA from Bombina bombina (fire-bellied toad), 901 nucleotides. RefSeq names its product ribosomal protein S4 X-linked (gene RPS4X). Bases 63 to 854 code for a protein of 263 amino acids. The record is from RefSeq and is a predicted model, not a curated record. Gene Ontology annotation, molecular function: structural constituent of ribosome; RNA binding. Gene Ontology annotation, cellular component: cytosolic small ribosomal subunit; ribosome. NCBI's taxonomy places the organism in Eukaryota, Metazoa, Chordata, Amphibia, Anura, Bombinatoridae. The transcript is spliced from 7 exons. Gene Ontology annotation, biological process: translation.